Messenger RNA from Indicator indicator, 870 nucleotides. Its product is annotated as B-cell differentiation antigen CD72-like. Gene Ontology annotation, molecular function: transmembrane signaling receptor activity. The transcript has 6 exons. NCBI's taxonomy places the organism in Eukaryota, Metazoa, Chordata, Aves, Piciformes, Indicatoridae. The record is from RefSeq and is a predicted model, not a curated record. Gene Ontology annotation, cellular component: plasma membrane. The coding region runs from base 1 to 870 and encodes 289 amino acids.
AUGGCGCAGAACGUGGUCUACGCUGACCUGAAGUUUGCUGCAGGCCCCUCGCCCACUGCAACACCCUGCCCCACAGAUUCUGAUGAGAAUGACAGCCCCUACGAGAAUGUGCCAGUGGGGUCAGUGCCCAUGGCACCCAGCCCAGGGCGCUGGCUCCGGUGCUGUCGUGUGCCCAGGGGGCUGCUGGCAGCCACCCUGCUGCUCUUGCUGGUGGCCACCGUGGCCCUGGGGGCUUGCUAUUGGCAGGUGACUCGCAGGCUGCAGGACACCUCCGACAAGCACGCUGCCGAGCUGGGCCACCUCUCACAGGAGCUGAGCACGCGGGAGCAGAGCCUGGAGCAGGCACAGUUGGAACUGUCAUGGGCCAGAGCAGAGCUGCAGCGAGCGUGGCAGGAGGGCAACGGCAGCCAGCUGGAGCUGAGCAAACAGGAUGCCAAGCUUGAGCAUGCCAGGCAAGAGCUGGCUGUGCUGGAGAGGCAGCUCAGGACCAGUGAGAGCACUGUGAGCAGCCUGCGUGCCUGUGUGAAUACAGACUGCUGCCCCUCGGGAUGGGUGCUCUACAGGAGCAAGUGCCUCUUUGUCUCACUGGAGAGGAAGUCCUGGUGGGACAGCUGCGAUGACUGCAGAAAGAAAUCCGCUCAGCUGCUGAUCCAAGGCGACUGGCCAUCGUGGACAGUGCCGUAUUUUGUGCAGGCAGUAGGUGCCAUAUACUGGACUGGACAGCGCAGUAACUACCGUACUUGCACUGCAAUACACUCUGGGAACAUAAUCUACCACUACUGCAUUUCCCUUUUUCCAUGGAUCUGCGAGAAGCCCCCAAAUCUGAGCAACUCAGCUGAGACCCCCUCUCCUUUUCCGGCCAAGGGAUGA